GUCUCAGAGCAGGGUGAGGAUGUGACGGGGUCUCAGAGCGGGGUGAGGCUGUGAUGGGGUCUCAGGGCGGGGUGAGGCUGUGACGGGGUCUCAGGGCGGGGUGAGGAUGUGACGGGGUCUCAGGGCGGGGUGAGGAUGUGAUGGGGUCUCAGGUGGGUUGAGGCUGUGAUGGGGAGUCUCAGCGGGGUGAGGCUGUGUUGUGGUCUCAGGUGGGCUCGGGCUGUUGGGGGUCUCAGGUGUGGCUGAGGCUGAUGAAGGCUUGGAGCCUGUGUGUGGGUAGCAGCUUGCUGGAGUGUGGGAUGUGACAUCUAAAAACAAGAAUAAAUACCCCCGCGCUGUGGCCCUCAGGUGAGCGGCUGCUUUGGUGAACUUGUGUCACUCACAGCCCCAUCCUGGGUCUGGGGUGUGCUGUGUGGGGUCCAGGCCCAGUGGGGUGUGCUGUGUGGGGCCCAGGCCCAGUGGGGUGUGCUGUGUGGGGCCCAGGCCCAGUGGGGUGUGCUGUGUGGGGUCCAGGCCCAGUGGGGUGUGCUGUGUGGGACCCAGGCCCAGUGGGGUGUGCUGUGUGGGGCCCAGGCCCAGAGGGUCACAGGUACGGGGCACUCUUUGGUGCCUGGGCCACAGGGAUCUGCACCCCCACUCCAUGCCCCCACAUCUUCAGCAGUGGUUGGGGCCUGUGCUCCCAAUCCCAGGCCAGCCAGGUACUCGGAGGUCUGGGUGGGUCCCUGGUCCAGACAGUGGGAAGGGCUGGCGAGGGGCUCCAGUGUGGCUGGGCUGCCCGUCUACGGCCAGGUUUCUCUCCUGGAUUGCUCAGUGCAGAAUCAAAGGGCACUUUUCUGCUUUUGUGUGCAGAAGCCGAGGCUGACCUUGCCAUCAGAAGGGGAAGCGGGGCCUCCUACGUGUACUGCUGGCUCCUAUCCCCACAGCCUCCUGGGCAGGAAGUAGAAAGGCCCUAUCCCCAUGGUCCCCGGCAGCGGGAGCUCCCUGAGGCUGAUGGUGUUGGUGUCUGUUGAGGAAGACCAGGCCUGAGGAUCUGAGGCAGGAGGCCAGCUACGGUCCGCAGCCUGGAUGGAUUCCUGCGCGGGGCUGGGGCAGUAGGACCAUGAACGGCACCUACAACACCUGUGGCUCCAGCGACCUCACCUGGCCCCCGACGAUCAAGCUGGGCUUCUACGCCUACUUGGGCAUCCUGCUGGUGCUGGGCCUGCUGCUCAACAGCCUGGCGCUCUGGGUGUUCUGCUGCCGCAUGCAGCGGUGGACGGAGACCCGCAUCUACAUGACCAACCUGGCGGUGGCCGACCUCUGCCUGCUGUGUGCCUUGCCCUUCGUGCUGCACUCCCUGCAGGACACCUCGGACACGCCACUGUGCCAGCUCUCCCAGGGCAUCUACCUGACCAACAGGUACAUGAGCAUCAGCCUGGUCACGGCCAUUGCCGUGGACCGCUACGUGGCCGUGCGGCACCCCCUGCGCGCCCGUGGGCUGCGGUCCCCCAGGCAGGCUGCGGCCGUGUGCGCGGUCCUCUGGAUGCUGGUCAUCGGCUCCCUGGUGGCUCGCUGGUUCCUGGGCAUGCAGGAGGGCGGUUUCUGCUUCAGGAGUACCCGGCACAAUUUCAGCUCCAUGGCCUUCCCGCUGCUGGGAUUCUACCUGCCACUGGCCGUGGUGGUCUUCUGCUCCCUGAAGGUGGUGACUGCUCUGGCCCAGCGGCCACCCAUUGAUGUGGGGCAGGCAGAGGCCAGCCACAAGGCUGCCCGUAUGGUCUGGGCCAACCUCGUGGUGUUUGUGGUCUGCUUCCUGCCCCUGCACGUGGGGCUGACGGUGCGCCUCGCUGUGGGCUGGAACGCCUGUGCCUUCCUAGAGACGCUCCGUCGUACCCUCUUCAUAACCAGCAAGCUCUCAGAUGCCAACUGCUGCCUGGACGCCAUCUGCUACUACUACAUGGCCAAGGAGUUCCAGGAGGCGUCUGCAUUGGCCGUGGUUCCCAGUGCCAAGGCCCAUAAAAGCCAGGCCUCUCUGUGUGUGACCCUGGCCUAGGAGGCAUGUGGAGGGCGCUGUGGGCCAGGUCCUGGGGGCUCCGGGAGGUGCUGCCUGUCAGGGGAAGGUGGGACCAGCAGCAAGGAGCCUGGGAGCAGCCCUGAACUCACUGCGAGCUCUCUUGGAGCCUUGGGUGGGCAGGCAUGGCCCAGGUACCUGCUCUCUUGGGAAGAGAGAGGGACAGAGACAAGGGCAAGAGGACUGAGACCAGAGCAAGGCCAAUGUCAGAAACCCCCAGGAUGGGGCGUCACACUUGCCACCCCCAGAGCCAGCUCACCAGGCCAAAGUGAGUUCCUGCUGGCUAGGGUGCAGCCUUGAGGACACCUGCUGCCACCCCUCGGGGCUGGAAUAAAACUCCCCACCCAGAGUCAGUCCUGGUGGGGCCCUCUGUGUUGCCCACUCACGUGAUGGGAGGCGGGGAGGGAGUGCGUGGCUCAGAGGGCCAGCGGACAUCUUCCAGGGACCCUUUGGGGCUCUUCACUCUGAGGCCCCCUUGGACCCUUUGACACUUUCCCACCCCCACCAUCUGAAGCGUGAGCAGGGGCUGUUGGAAGCUCCUGGCAGGACCGCACUAGAGGCCCCUAGCCCAGGUUUCCUUGCUCAAGGCAGGACUUAUCUCCAUGUAGUGGCUUAUCUCCAUGUAGGAGCUGCACAGUGGUACAAGGAGGGGGGGACCAAGGUCAAGCAGGUGAGACUGGGUUGGGGUGGGUGGCAGUGAAGAGGUGGCCAGGAUCUGCCAGGGGACCCAGCCCUCUUCUCCUUCCUUCAGGGAAAGGCUGGAAACCAUGUCUGGCAGGGGUAGGGCUUGGGUGCCCACCCAGGUAAAGGCGGGAUGUCCUGCUGGUUUCUGACUUCCCUGUACUUCUGCGUGGAGGGCAUCUCGAACCCCAAGCUGGAAGGACGGGGCACUCCAGAGACCUCCUGCGAGUGUGGGCCAGCACGGCCUGGGCUCAAACCCCAUCCUGUCAUCCCAUAUUGCAUGUCCACAGGCACCGCUCCACCCUGUUCCACGUUCCACAGGACUGAAGAGAGAUGGCAGUCAUGUUGUGGCAGGGACAUGGCACAAACAUGCAGCUGAUGGCAUCUCACAGGACCCUAGGCUCUGGAGAGCCCAUACCCAGGAGAGCCCCAUAAGGGCCCCGUGCCUAAAAGGGUGCAUCUCAGGUGGGCCCAUGCUCAGGAGGGUCCAUGUCUAGGAGGCUUCUGUGCCCAGGAAGGUCCAUGCCCAGGAGGGUCCGUGAGCAGGAGGGCCCCACUGUCAGGAGGGUCCUGUGCCCAGGAGGGUUCUAUGCUCAAAAGGGUCCCAUGUCCAGGAGGGUUCAUAUCCAAGGGUGUCCAUACCUAGUGGGGGGUCUAUGUCCAGGAGGGUCCCAUGCCCGGGAGGGUCCAUGCUCAGGAGGGUUUAUGCCCAGGAGAGUUUAUGCCCAGUAGGGCCCCAUGCCCAGGAGGAUCAUGUGCACAGAGGGCCCUGUGCCCAGGAGGAUACAUGUCCAGGAGGUUCCAUGCCCAGGAGGCUCCAUGUCAAGAAAGAUUCAUGCCUAGGAGCAUUCAUGUCCAGGAGUGUCCCUGCUGAGGAAGGUCCAUGACCAGAAGGGCCCAUGUCAAAGAGGGUUCAUGCCCAGGAAGGUCCAGCCCAGGAGGGCCCAUGUCCAGGAGGGGUCCAUGCUGAGGCGGCUCUAUGCCCAGGAGGGUUCAUGUCCAGAAAGGUCCAUGCCUAGGAGGGUCCAUACACAACAGAGCCCUGUGCCCAGUAAGGACCAUGUCCAGGAGAACCCCAUGCCCGGGAAGGUCCAUGUCCAGUAAGGGCCAUGCCCAUGAGAGCCUCAUGCCUCAUGCCUAGGAAGGCCCAUGCCCAGGAGGGUCCAUGCCCAGGCCAGUUAAUGCCCAGGAAGGUUUAUGCCCAGGAGGGUUCCAUGCCUAAAAGUGUCCAUGCCCAGAAAGGUCCAUAUCCAGAAGAGUCCAUACUCAGGAGGGCUGAUAUGUUAGAUUUGUGUCCCCACCCAAAUCUCGUCUUGAAUUGUAAUCCCUAUAAUAACCAUAGUGCCCCUGUAUCAAGGGAGAGACCACGUGGAGGCAAUUGGAUCAUGGGAGCUGUUUCCCACAUGCUGUGGGAAUGUGGGAAAUACAUGCAGAAAAUAAUGAGUGAGUUCUCAUGAGAUCUGAUGAUUUUAUAAGGGGCUCUUCCCCCUUCACUUGGCACUUCUCCUUCCUGCUGUCUUGUGAAGAAAGUUCCUUGCUUCCCCUUCAACUUCUGCUGAUUGUAAGUUUUCAGAGGCAUCCCUAGCCAUGCUGAACUGUGAGUCAAUUAAACCUUUUUCCUUUAAAAUUA
Messenger RNA from Macaca mulatta (Rhesus monkey), 4358 nucleotides. Lineage: Eukaryota; Metazoa; Chordata; Mammalia; Primates; Cercopithecidae. The record is from RefSeq and is a predicted model, not a curated record.